AGAAAAGCCCCGCGUUCGCUUUCGGCCUGGAGGGGAGGCGGCUCUGCUCGCCAAGCCGCGCCGCCCUUUGGGGAUCCCCGCAAGAAGUGCACCUGUGGACUGGAGGCCUUUUCUGGAGAGGCGAAGCUGCUGGCUGAGCUGGAGGAAAUGGGCGAGAAGGAGCUUGAAAUUGAGCACCAAGAGGUGGCCAUGGAGAGGCAGCCAGUCAUCCCCCUGGCUCAGUACACCGGAGUCACACGGGAGUUCUUCUUGCAGGAGAUCUACCCACUGAGAAAGCCGGUAGUACUGAGAGGAAUAGAUUUGGGCCCUUGCACGGCCAAAUGGACUGUGGAUUACCUCAUUCAAGCAGCAGGAAAGAAAGAAGUAAAAGUUCACGUUGCUGCUGAGCCUCAGAUGGAUUUCCUCAGUAAGAACUUUGUGUAUAGAACGUUGCCCUUUGAUGUAUUUGUAAAGAGAGCAGCUGAAGCCAAACACACAGAGUACUUUAUUUCUGAGGAUGAAAAGUAUUAUUUGCGAUCCCUUGGAGAUGACCCUCGGAAGGAUAUUGCAGAUCUCAGAAAACAGUUUCCUCUGCUGGGGGAUGACAUUUGGAUCCCUGAAUACUUUGACAAGGAAAAGCUCUUCUCCACCGUCUUCCGCAUUAGCUCAGCAGGACUACAGCUUUGGACCCAUUACGAUGUAAUGGAUAACUUCUUAAUUCAAGUGACUGGAAGGAAACAAGUUGUCUUGUACAGUCCUCGGGAUGCUCCUUAUUUGUAUUUAUCAGGCACCAAGUCAGAGGUGCUAGAUGUAGACAGACCGGACUUCAAGAGAUACCCUCUCUUUGCCAAGGCCAGACGUUACGAGUGUCUUCUUGAAGCAGGAGACGUUUUGUUCAUACCAGCUUUGUGGUUCCACAACGUGACUUCAGAGGAGUUUGGAGUUGGAGUCAAUGUUUUUUGGAAGCAUCUUCCUUCUGAAUGUUAUGACAAGACAGACACUUAUGGAAACAAAGACCUGGCUGCAGCAUCAAGAGCAGUUCAGAUUUUGGACAGAGCAUUGAAGACACUGGAAGAGCUACCUGAGGAAUACAAAGAUUUUUAUGGCCGGAGAAUGGUUUUACAUAUCCAAAAAAAAACAUACAGCACUAACUAUGAAUAAAGAGUAUGCUAGAUCUUCA
This is a messenger RNA of Eublepharis macularius, 1159 nucleotides long. RefSeq names its product tRNA-yW synthesizing protein 5 (gene TYW5). Gene Ontology annotation, biological process: wybutosine biosynthetic process. The transcript is spliced from 9 exons. Bases 148 to 1140 code for a protein of 330 amino acids. The record is from RefSeq and is a predicted model, not a curated record. Lineage: Eukaryota; Metazoa; Chordata; Lepidosauria; Squamata; Eublepharidae. Gene Ontology annotation, molecular function: tRNA binding; 2-oxoglutarate-dependent dioxygenase activity.